This is a messenger RNA of Trichomonas vaginalis G3, 1020 nucleotides long. RefSeq names its product ankyrin repeat protein family. Bases 1 to 1020 code for a protein of 339 amino acids. NCBI's taxonomy places the organism in Eukaryota, Parabasalia, Trichomonadida, Trichomonadidae. The record is from RefSeq and is a predicted model, not a curated record. Gene Ontology annotation, molecular function: protein binding. The transcript has a single exon.
AUGCAAAAAAGAUAUCUUUCACUUAUUAAAUCACUAUUAAAGCAUUACAGUGAUAACAAAGUAAAAAAAUUAGGCAUCCCACUCAUUAUUGCAUCAACAUAUGGUCAUCUUGAAGUCGUUAAACAUUUUAUCUCGAUUGGAGUUUAUAUAGAAUCAAGGAAUGAUAAUCGAAUGACUCCGCUCAUAGUUGCAUCAAAGAAUGGUCAUCUUGAAGUUGUCAAAUAUCUUAUCUCAGCUGGAGCUAAUAAAGAAGCAAAGGAUAAAGAUGGGUUCACUCAACUCACAAAUGCAUCAGUGAAUUGUCAUCUUGAAGUCGUUAAAUAUCUUGUCUCAGCUGGGGCUGAUAUAGAAGCAACGGAUAAAUUUCAAUUUACUCCCCUCAUUGAAGCAUCAAAAUUCAGUCUUCUCGAAAUCGUACAGUAUCUUGUCUCUGCCGGAGCUAAUAAAGAAGCAAAGGAUGAUUGGGGACGGAAUUCACUCAUAUGUGCAUCAGAAAAUGGUCAUCUUGAAGUUGUUAAUUAUCUUGUCACUGUUGGAGCUAAUAAAGAAGCUAAGGACAUGCAAGAAUUCACUCCUCUCGUUUAUGCAUCAAAAGAAGGUCAUCUUGAUGUUGUUGAAUAUCUUAUCUCUGUUGGCGCUAAUAGAAAAGCAAAGACUAGAUCUAAGUCGAAUCCUCUCAUUUGUGCAUCAGAAAAUGGCCAUCUUGAAGUUGUUAAAUAUCUUAUCUCUAUUGAAAUCGAUAAAGAAUCAAUGAAUGAUAGUAGAUCUACAUCACUCAAUUAUGCUUCAGGAAAUGGUCAUCUUGAAAUUGUGAAAUAUCUUAUCUCUGUUGGAACUGAUAAAGACGCGAAGAAUAAGAAUGGAUACACAUCGCUCAUGUCUGCAUCACAUAAUGGUUACCUUGAAGUUGUUAAAUAUCUUAUCUCUGUUGGCGCUGAUAAAGAAGCAAAGAAUUUUUCUGGAAAAACUGCCCUUGAUUUAGCAGCUGGUUUGGUGAAAAAUGAUUUAUUAUCAUUAUAA